Messenger RNA from Clonostachys solani, 2937 nucleotides. The record is from the annotation of a GenBank genome assembly. Lineage: Eukaryota; Fungi; Ascomycota; Sordariomycetes; Hypocreales; Bionectriaceae.
AUGCAAGAAUACGACACCGACGUGCUCGUGGUCGGUGCUGGCGUCGCUGGCCUAUCCACGGCCAUCCUCCUAGCCGAGCAGGGCAUCCGCGUCUCAGUAGUUGCCAAACACAACGGCACGGCACCGUCCCCGCGCGCGCAUGUCACGAACCAAAGGACAAUGGAGGUUUUUCGAGACAUGGGUAUCGAGGCCGAGGCAAAAGCAGCCGGCUUCUCCCUGGUCGGCGCAGGCAGCCUCGUCAUGGCCACAAGUCUCACUGGCCAGGAGAUCAUGAGAUACAGCUGCUACGGCGGCGGCGACCAUCAGUUUACGGAUUUCGCCAAGUCAAGUCCGUGUUCGAUGCAUAAUAUCUCACAGUACAUGCUCGAGCCAGUGCUGCUCGCGAGAGCUCGGGAGAAGGGUGCAAACAUCAGGUUCUAUCACGAGCUGGUCGAUGUCGAGCAGUCAUCUACAGAGGUUACUGCAAGAGUCAGGGAGCGGACGAGCCAAGGUGAAUACGUGGUCCGCGCGAAAUAUCUCGUUGGCGCAGACGGAGCGCGAUCAACGGUUGCGACCAAGUCCGGGUUUGGCUUCGAGGGCGAGCCCGGCCUGAUGUCCAUGACCAGCUCAUGGGUGGAAAUGGAUCUGACCCAAUACGUGGCUCAUCGGCCUGCUUGCAUCUACUGGAUGCUGCAGCCAGGCGAUGAGUUCUGGGUGGGAUCCGGCACUUGCGUGGUCAUGAAGCCUUGGACGGAAUGGGUUCUGAAUAGGCAGUACAACGCCGAGGAUGGCGAGCCUGAUACGUCGGACGAGGCCAUCAUUGCCCAUGCGCGUAAUGCGCUUGGCUUGCCAGACUCUUUACCUAUACGAGUCAAGCAUAAAGCAAAAUGGCAGGUCAAUCACGUUGUGGCGACUGAAUAUCGCCAUGGGCGCAUAUUUUUGGCCGGUGAUGCUGCGCAUCGUCACCCUCCAUCCAGUGGUCUGGGCAGCAACACUUGCGUGCAGGAUGCCUAUAAUCUUGCCUGGAAGCUGGCCUUGGUUCUCCAGGGGAAAGCUGGCGAUAGCCUGCUGGAUACGUACAGCCAGGAGAGACAGCCCGUUGGGAAGCAAGUCGUGGACCACGCCAUUGAGACCUUGCACCAGAUGGCCGCUCUCCCCAAGGCUCUAGGUUUCCAGCGUGGCCAGUCGCGCGAGCUUGGCUUUGCGCAGCUGGAAAAUCUCUUCUCAGACGCUGAAGGAGCCGAGGAGCGCCGCUUGUACCUGGAGGAGCAGGUUCAGCUAGGAAAUCGUCGUUCCAACGCGCUCGGGGUCCAGCUCGGUCAACGCUACCAGGAUUCGGGCGCGAUCGUGUACGACGGAACGCCAUUUCCAGCGUAUCAACGUGACCCAGUCCUCUACUACGAGCCUACAACUCACCCCGGCGCUUACGUCCCCCACGCGUGGAUAGAAUAUAAUCAACAGCGGAUCUCGGUUCUGGAUAUCUUCGAGCACGGACACUUCGGACUCGUCGUAGGUAUUGGUGGAAAGCCUUGGGAAGUCGCCGCUGAGGAGGUCAGUCGGGACCUUGGUAUAAAGCUCCCGGUGCACUACGUAGGGUUACGAUGUCCAUAUGACGAUGUGCUCUGCGAGUGGAGGCAGAGACGAGAGAUUAGUGACAGAGGUGCUCUUCUGGUUCGACCUGACCGACACAUUGCUCUGCGGUCGCAUGAUCGUCCAGAGAACCCCACAGAGGUGUUGCGCUCUGCACUCAAGCGCGUGCUAGGUAUGAAGCUUACUCUGCCUGGUCGUCAGAAGCUAUCUUCGAUGGCGCGCUUCAAUUGGGAGGACUCCUUGUCUGUUAAGAAUGCGCUCACACCGGAAGAACUGGACAUCCAAGAGACCGCUAGGGCAUAUUGUCAGGAGCGACUACUUCCACGUGUUCUCGAUGCGUACCGCGACGAAGACUACGACUCCAAGAUCUUGAAGGAGAUGGGGAGCUUGGGACUCCUCGGUGCAACCAUACCCACCCACGGCUGCGCUGGUGUUAGCAGCGUUGCGUCUGGUCUGAUCGCGAAGGAGGUCGAGCGAGUCGAUUCGGGAUAUCGAUCAGGCAUGUCUGUGCAGAGCUCGCUUGUCAUGGGCCCUAUUUCUGAGCAUGGCACAGUGGAGCAAAAGGAUCGUUUUCUCCCUCAGCUCCGAGAUGGGACAAUGGUUGGGUGCUUUGGCCUCACUGAGCCAAAUCACGGGUCGGAUCCCGGAUCCAUGGAGACCAUUGCCAGAGAGCACCCCACAAAGAAAGGGUACUUCUCGUUGUCUGGUGCCAAAACCUGGAUCACCAACUCCCCCAUUGCCGAUCUGCUCAUUGUCUGGGCAAAGCUAGAGACCACGGGCAAGAUCCGAGGCUUUCUGAUAGAGCGAGGAGAAUGUCCGCCGGGCACUCUAGAAACCCCCUCUCUCAAGCACAAAAAUGGCCUUCGAGCUUCCAUAACCGGGAUGAUCCUGCUCGACAAUUGCCCAGUCCCCGCCGAGAACAUGCUUCAAGUGGAGGGCCUCAAGGGGCCUUUCAGUUGCCUCAAUUCCGCCCGCUACGGAAUCGCAUUUGGCACCAUGGGCGCACUGGAAGAUUGCAUUGCCCGCGCUAGGACGUACGCGCUUGAUAGGAAUCAGUUCAAGAAGCCGCUGGCGAGCUAUCAGUUGAUUCAGAAGAAAUUGGCUGAUGCGCUAACGGAUGCAGCGUACGGGACAUUGGCGGCCAUUCACGUUGGAAGACUGAAGGAUGAUGGAGAAAUGGCACCGGAGAUGAUAUCCAUGAUAAAGAGGCAAAAUUGCGACAGAGCUCUAACUGGGGCACGGGCGAACGCGGCGUCAGACGAAUAUCACAUUGGCCGCCACGUAGCCAACCUCUUUGUCGUUCAGACGUACGAAGGACAAUCUGAUAUCCACUGUCGUGGCAUCACCGGCUUACAAGCAUUUCAUUAG